This is a messenger RNA of Trichoderma citrinoviride, 2832 nucleotides long. RefSeq names its product glycoside hydrolase family 2 protein. Gene Ontology annotation, molecular function: beta-mannosidase activity. The coding region runs from base 1 to 2832 and encodes 943 amino acids. Lineage: Eukaryota; Fungi; Ascomycota; Sordariomycetes; Hypocreales; Hypocreaceae. The transcript has 4 exons. The record is from RefSeq and is a predicted model, not a curated record. Gene Ontology annotation, biological process: carbohydrate metabolic process; glycoprotein catabolic process.
AUGGGCCUCAUCGGGCCUUUGCUUGCCGCGCUCGGCAUCUGUGCGAGCGUCGCGGUAGCAACCACCGAAACCAUUGGCAAAGCAUCCAUUCACGAUCUCGGUCUGCAGAAAUGGACCGUGACAAACGAAUACGGCAACAUUACCGUGCCGGGCAAGUUUCCGUCGCAGGCACAUCUCGAUCUUCACGCGGCUGGUGUGAUUAGUGAAUACCAUGGCCUAAAUGACUUUGAUCUGCGAUGGAUCGCGGCGCAGAAUUGGACAUAUACCAGCAAGCCUAUCGGCGGACUCAACAAACACGCAGACACAUCUACUUGGUUGGUUUUCGACGGCUUGGACACAUAUGCGACCAUCAAGUUCUGUGACCACAUUGUUGGAACGCCAGACAACCAGUUCCGCCAAUGGUUCUACGACGUCUCUUCCCUCCUCGCGAGCUGUAAGAGCGAUCCCGUCCUCAGCAUCAACUUUGGAAGCGUGCCUCGAAUCAUCAACGCCAUCAAUGCAAGUGAUGAAGUCCAGCACUGGCCUGCCUCGGUUGUCUAUCCCUUUGAGUAUCCAAACCGCCAAUGGGUUCGCAAGGAACAAAACGACUUCGGCUGGGACUGGGGCCCGGCCUUCUCCCCCGUAGGGCCCUGGCAACCCGGACGCAUCGUCCAGCUCAGCAAAGGAGGCCAAUUGUACUCUCUCAACACCGCCAUCGACAUCUUCCGAAAAGGCCAGUUCAACAACUUUGCGCCUGAUCAGACUGCUCCCUGGGUUGUCAAUGCGAGUCUUGAUUUCGUGGGAACGCUGCCCAAGCACGCUUCCAUGUCGGUCGUCAUUACCGAUGCCAAGGACAGCCGCUCAGUGCUGUAUUCUGGCAAACUGGAGAAUGUCACGCAGUCUGACAUGACCGUCACUGGAUCCGUGACUAUCGCUGCUGAUAAGCCCAAGUUGUGGUGGCCUCGAGACAUGGGCGACCAGCAGCUGUAUAACAUCACAGUGUCUGUCAGCAGCCCAGGGUCUAAGACGCCUCUUCUCGUCUCCUCGCGCCGCGUUGGUUUCCGUACCAUUUUGUUCAGCUCGGGAAACAUCACGGAUGCGCAAAUCGCCAGCGGUAUCACUCCAGGGAACAACUGGCACUUUGAGAUCAACGGUCAUGAAUUCUACGCCAAGGGGGCCAAUCUCAUUCCCCCAGAUGCCUUCUGGCCACGAGUCACGUCCGACAGGAUGAACCGACUUUUCGACUCUGUUGAAGCGCAAAACUUCAACAUGCUUCGAGUCUGGUCGUCGGGCACGUAUCUACCAGACUGGAUCUACGAUAUUGCUGAUGAACGCGGCGUGUUGCUCUGGAGCGAGUUCCAGUUCAGUGAUACUUUAUAUCCAGACAGUCCCGACUUCAAAGAGAACGUCGCUGGAGAGAUCACCUACAAUGUCCGUCGCCUGAAUCACCAUGCUUCUUUGGCAUGCUGGAUGGGCGGCAAUGAGUUUGAGAACUUGAUGCUACCGAUUGCUCAAGGCGCUGACCCAGAAACGUACCCCUACGUCCUGGGCCAAUACGAGGAUCUCUUCAUCAAGACCAUGUUCAACAUUAUUGCCGCCAACAGCCAUUCCAUCUCGUACAGCCCCUGCAGUGCAAACAACGGCUGGAUGGAGAUUGAUCUCGAUCUCCCCGUGCCUAUUGUCGAGCGGUACUACAACACCACCAGCGGGCACAUCUACGGCGACACCGACUUUUACAACUACGAUACCUCAGUGUCCUUUGAUACUUCUGUGUAUCCCGUUGGUCGCUUCGCCAACGAGUUUGGGUUCAUCAGCAUGCCCAGCAUCCAGACAUGGCAGCAGGCCGUCGACCCCGAAGAUCUGUCCUUCAACUCGACGACCGUGAUUCUACGAAACCAUCAUUAUCCCGCCGGUGGCCUGACGAGAAACAUUCGAAACAGCACACUGGGACAAGUCGAAAUGACGCUCGCCGUAGAACGAUACUACCCAACCCCCGACAAGACCGAUCCCGUGGCCAACUUUUCCUCCUGGUGUCACGCUACGCAGCUGUUCCAAGCAGACAUGUACAAAUCCGAGAUUCAGUUCUACAGACGGGGCAGCGGACUGCCAGAGAGACAACUUGGCUCCCUGUACUGGCAGCUCAACGACAUCUGGCAGGCUCCCACAUGGGCUGGUCUAGAGUAUGACGGACGCUGGAAAGUCUUGCCGUAUGUUUCUCGCAGGACAUAUGAGCACGUUAUUGCAUCUGCCUUCUGGAAUUAUACUGCUAAUGAUUUGGAGAUUUGGGUCACUUCUGAUCUCUGGGAGUCUGUAUCUGGUCAAGUGUCUCUUACCUGGGUCGAUCUCAAGGGCAAGCCCAUCGAGAACAACGCGGGCAUGCCAAAGUCUGUCGACUUCCACGUAGGCGCCAUCAACACCACCCAAAUCCUCUCCACCAACAUAUCCUCCGACCUCAAGAUCCCAGACCCCGCAGACGCCGUCCUCAUCAUCCAGCUCACCGCCAAAGGCAAGCUCCCCAACGCAUCCGCCACCAACAAGCAGCUCACGACGUUUACGCACUACAACCACUUCCUCCCCGUCUGGCCCAACCAAGCCAAAGUCACAGACCCCAAGCUGAAGCUUUCCUACAACAAGUCGACGAGGAAGUUUACGGUGGAGGCUACGGCGGGUGUCGCGCUGUACACGUGGCUGACGCAUUCGGCGGGCGUUUUGGGCUUCUUUGAUGACAAUGCGUUUGUUUUGGCGCCGGGGGAGAAGAAGGAGGUUGGUUUCACUUUGCAGGAGGAUACGACGGGGGGGAAGUGGGUUGAGGGGGUGACGGUGGAGAGCUUGUGGGAUUUGACGACGCCGUGA